Messenger RNA from Saitoella complicata NRRL Y-17804, 2139 nucleotides. Its product is annotated as prolyl-tRNA synthetase. Gene Ontology annotation, biological process: prolyl-tRNA aminoacylation. Gene Ontology annotation, molecular function: ATP binding; proline-tRNA ligase activity; aminoacyl-tRNA deacylase activity. The record is from RefSeq and is a predicted model, not a curated record. Gene Ontology annotation, cellular component: aminoacyl-tRNA synthetase multienzyme complex; cytoplasm. Bases 1 to 2139 code for a protein of 712 amino acids. The transcript is spliced from 2 exons. Lineage: Eukaryota; Fungi; Ascomycota; Saitoellomycetes; Saitoellales; Saitoellaceae.
AUGGCCUCCGUUAACGACGUUACCUCUGCUCUCCAGGCUCUCAGCGUCUCGGCUGAUGUCAAGUCCCAUGAGGCUGUGAACAACGCCGCUACUUGGCGCGUUGCUUUGGGAUCUGUGGAGGGAUUGCCGGAGUACCUCUUGACCAAGACCCUCGCGUUGAAGCCCAAGACUCCGAAGUCUCAGACCGCAAUCCCCAUCAUCCUCUUCGCGCUCGAUGACACCGAGACUCCCUCCGCUGCCGUCUGCAAGGCCGUCGGCGCCAAGGAGGCUCGUAUGGCCGCUGCCGACCUCGUCCAGUCCACCCUCGGCGUCUCUGUUGAGGCCGUCUCUCCCUUGUCCAUCACCAAGGAGAACGCUGCCGCCGUCGAGGUCGCUCUCGACUCCCGCAUCGCUGCUGCCACCGAGAAGCUCGCUAUCCACCCUGCCGCCUCCGACAAGACCAUUUUCAUCUCCGCCGCCGACUUGAAGAAGUACCUUGAGGAGACUGGUGUUAAGGUUACCGAGGUUGACUUUGCUGCCGCCAAGGCCCAGGGUGCCGCCGUUGGAAAGCCCGAGGCCAAGAAGGCCCAGGAGAAGGCCCCUAAGGAGGAUGCUAAGAUCGAUGGUGCUGCUCUCAUUGGUAUCACCACCAAGAAGGACGUCGAUUUCUCCGGAUGGUACCAGCAGGUGUUGACCAAGGGUGACAUGCUCGACUACUACGACGUCUCCGGAUGUUACAUUCUUAAGCCCGGAUCGUACUCUGUCUGGGAAGCCAUCCAAGGCUGGUUCGACUCCGAGAUCAAGAAGUUGGGUGUCGAGAACUGUUACUUCCCUCUCUUCGUUUCCUCGCGAGUACUGGAGAAGGAGAAGGACCACAUCGAGGGUUUCGCUCCCGAGGUCGCAUGGGUCACUAGGGCUGGUCAAUCAGAGUUGGAGGAGCCUAUCGCUAUUCGUCCUACGUCCGAGACUGUGAUGUACCCUUACUACGCCAAGUGGAUCCGUUCCCACCGUGAUCUUCCCCUUAAGCUCAACCAAUGGAACUCUGUCGUCCGAUGGGAGUUCAAGAACCCCCAGCCUUUCCUCCGUACUCGUGAGUUCUUGUGGCAGGAGGGUCACACCGCUCACCUUACCCACGACGAGGCUGCCGAGGAGGUCUACGCCAUUCUCGACCUUUACCGCCGUGUGUACGAGGAGUUGUUAGCUGUCCCUAUGAUCAAGGGUAUUAAAUCCGAGAAGGAGAAGUUCGCCGGAGGUCUCUACACCACCACCGUCGAGGGCUUCAUCCCCACCACUGGUCGUGGUAUCCAAGCCGCCACCUCCCACUGUCUCGGACAGAACUUCUCCAAGAUGUUCGGAAUUAACGUCGAGGACCCUAACCAGAAGAAGGAGGAAGGAAAGGAGGCCGCGAAGAUCGAUGUUUGGCAGAACUCUUGGGGAUUGUCAACUCGUACCAUCGGUGUCAUGGUCAUGACCCACGGAGAUGACAAGGGAUUGGUGUUGCCCCCGCGAGUCGCACAGACGCAGGUCGUCAUCGUUCCUUGCGGUAUCACCGCCAAGUCCACCGACGAGGACCGCGCACGGAUUAACAACGCAUGCAAGGACCUUGCUGCGCAGUUGGUGUCGAUGGGCGUCAGGGCUAAGGCCGAUGUUCGUGACAUCUACUCCCCUGGAUACAAGUUCGCGCACUGGGAGCUCCGGGGUAUUCCUCUCCGUCUUGAAAUCGGUCCUAAGGAUUUGGAGAACAAGUCUACUCUCUCCGUUCGUCGUGACACUGGCGUCAAGGCUUCCAUCGCUAUGGACGAGCUCGCUACCGCUAUUCCUGCCCUUUUGGAAACUAUCCAGAAGGACAUGUUCACCAAGGCUCAGUCCACCUACCACUCCCGUGUCAAGGAGGUCACCGAAUGGAAAGACUUCGUCCCCGCUCUCGACGCCAAGUGUGCUGUCCUUAUCCCCUGGUGCGAGGCUGAGGCAUGUGAGGACUCCAUCAAGGAGGAAUCCGGAAAGAGACCCGAGGGCGAGGUCGUCGAUGACAAGGCUCCCUCGAUGGGUGCGAAGAGUUUGUGUAUCCCGCUUGAGCAGAAGCCCUUGCCGGAGGGUGCUAAAUGUGUUGGAUGUGGUGUUGCGGCGAAGAGGUGGGGAUUGUUUGGUCGUUCGUACUAG